Molecule: messenger RNA, 510 nt
Organism: Rotaria sp. Silwood1
Lineage: Eukaryota; Metazoa; Rotifera; Eurotatoria; Philodinida; Philodinidae
Source: the annotation of a GenBank genome assembly
AUGGGUAACUACUCGAAAGCACUUGAAUUUUACGACAAAGCACUUAAAAUAACAGAAAACGUUUUGCCUCCGAAUCAUCCCGAUUUGGCUACUUCCUACAACAACAUCGGUCUUGCGUAUGACAACAUGGGUAACUACUCGAAAGCACUUGAAUUUUACGACAAAGCACAUAAAAUACUCGAAAAAUCUCUGCCUCCAAAUCAUCCCAACGUGGCUACUUCCUACAACAACAUCGGUGCACCCUAUUACAACAUGAGUAACUACUCGAAAGCACUUGAAUUUUACGACAAAUCACUUAAAAUAAGAGAAAAAGCUCUGCCUCCGAAUCAUCCCGAUUUGGCUCAAUCCUACAACAACAUAGGUAUGGCGUAUUACGGGAAAGGUGAUGACCCAAAAGCACUUUCAUAUCUGGAAAAGGCACUUGCCAUCUGGCAAAAAUCACUUCCACCAACACAUCCUAAUAUUAAAACGGCGAUGAAUAAUAUUGACAGUGUGAAAAAGAAAAUGUAA